CGGAAUACGGGUGGGGAAAAUAACAACGCUCGCCAAAUCGGCACAGGUCCGUCAAGCCAAAAGCACCGCGGCUGCUACAAAAGUGCUAAAGCUGUAUUUACCUCUCUAUCUAAUCCAGACAGCGGAAAGAAAGCGCCCUAUUUCUUCCAGCUCGGUGUUUAAACGGUAGAUGUUGCAGCACUGCUUUGCGCUGUUGCAAAGGAGGACGUUGGAAUAAACAUGACAGAAAACCAGUUCUGAUGCUCUUUACCUUUAUGGAAGAGCUCCUUCAUACUUCUGCAAGAAAAGCACCUUUUGGGUCAGUGGAGCUUGACAUCUGCAGCCAAUCAUGUUCAGCCUGAUCAAAAAAGACAAGGAAAAGGAAAAAGAUGGUUCAAAGAAGGACAAAAAAGAGAAGAAGGACAAGAAGGAGAGGAUGUCCCAGGCUGAGCUGAAGAGCCUGGAGGAGAUGAGUGUGAGGCGGGGUUUCUUCAAUCUUCACCGUGGUGGUUCCAAGCGAGACUCCAAAGGUAAGCUGGAGAUCUCCAGCCCCAUCCCCAUCAAAGUGGUUAGCAACACGGAGCUCACCCUGACGGACAUGGAUGCUGAGAGGUUCAAUAACAGAGGCAGUGUGGUCCUGGACGCAGGGCCCAUGAGUGCUUCCAGCUCCAGUGAUGAUGUUAAGGCAGAGAAGGACGCCCAAAGGUCCUCUGUCAAAGAGAAGGCUGCCAAAUUCGGAUCUUUGGCAAAGCAGAAUUCACAAGUGGGCCAGAUCAUGAAACGCUUCUCUUUCUCUCAGAGGAGCAAAGAGGAGAGUCCCUCAGAAGGCUCGAAUCCAUCCGCACCCAACUCCGCCACCCCUUCUCCCCAAGUGGAGGCCAAAGUUUUUAACCCCCAGAUCAAAUACAUCUCCCACCGCCGUGCGCCUCUCAAGAAGGUCCAGAUACCCAUGUUGGUGGAGAAGGUUUUCCCGGCAGACUUGCGUUUGCCUGCUGUGAUGCCUCCCUCAGUCCCUGAGCCCAGGGAGCUGGAGCUUCAGCGGCGCAACACAGGCGACUUCGGCUUCUCCCUUCGCCGGACCACCAUGCUGGAUCAUCGGCCUGAUGGCUCAGUCUACCGACGGGUGGUCCACUUCGCUGAGCCGGGCGCCGGAAACAAGGACCUGGCCCUGGGUCUGGUGCCAGGAGACCGUCUGGUGGAGAUCAAUGGGCUGAAUGUGGAGAGUAAGAACAGGGAUGAGAUCGUGGAGAUGAUCCGUCAGUCCGGAGACACUGUGCGUCUGAAGGUGCAGCCCAUCGUGGAAUUGAGUGAGCUGAGCCGCUGCUGGCUCAGGAACACCACGGGGCUGCGCAGGGAGGCUUAUGAGGUGAAGACAGAGGAACAGAUAGCUGCAGAACGAGCCUGGUACGGCACAGAGAAAGUAUGGCUGGUUCACAAGGACGGCUUCUCUUUAGCGACACAGCUGAAGACAGAGGAGGGCAGUCUGCCCGAGGGGAAGGUGAAGAUUAGACUGGAGCAUGAUGGGACGCUGCUGGAGGUGGAUGAGGAUGACGUGGAGAAGGCAAACCCUCCGUCGUACGACCGUGUGGAGGACCUGUCUGGGCUGCUGUACCUGAACGAAUCCAGCGUCAUGCACUCCCUGCGUCAGCGGUUCGGAGGGAACCUCAUCUACACGUACGCUGGGCCCAACAUCGUCUUCAUCAACCCCGCCAGCGCUCCGUCCAUGUACUCCGAGAAGGUGAUGCACAUGUUCAAGGGCUGCCGGAGGGAGGACACGGCCCCACAUAUCUACGGUGUGGCUCAGGCCGCGUACCGGAAGCUGCUGACCACACGGCAGGACCAGUCCAUUGUGCUGCUGGGUAAAAGCGGCAGUGGCAAGACCACCAACUGCCAGCACCUGGUGCAGUACCUGGUGUCCAUCGCAGGCAGCAGUGGCAAAGUCUAUUCAGCUGAGAAGUGGCAGGCUGUCUACACCAUCCUGGAGGCCUUUGGCAAUUGCAGUACAUCCAUGAAUGGAAAUGCCAGUCGCUUUUCCCAUAUAGUCUCCCUUGACUUUGACCAGGCUGGCCAGGUGGCUUCAGCUUCCAUUCAGACGAUGCUGCUGGAGAAGUCGAGGAUCGCCAGGCAACCAGAGACUGAAUCCACUUUCAAUGUUUUCUAUUACAUGAUGGCCGGAGCUGAUGGUUCUCUCAAGACGGAACUGCACUUCAACCACUUUGCUGAGAACAGCGCCUUUGGAAUCCUGCCUCACUCCAAGCCUGAGGAAAAGCAGAAAGCUGCACAGCAGUUCACCAAGCUCCAGGCUGCUAUGAAGGUGCUGAACAUUUCAGCAGAGGAGCAGAGGGCCUUCUGGCUGGUCCUGGGGGCAAUCUACCACCUUGGAGCUGCAGGGGCCACCAAAGAGUCAGAUGAAGCUGGACGUAAGCAGUUUGCGAGACACGAAUGGGCUCAGAAGGCCGCGUAUCUGCUGGGCUGCACCCUCGAGGAGCUCUCCUCAUCUAUCUUUAAACCACAGGCCAAGGGCACGCUCCCCCGAUCCUCCAGCGUCCGCCUGGGGGCCGAAGACUCGGGAGAUAGCUCAGGGUCUAAGGCCACGGCGAUGGAGUGUUUGGAGGCCAUGGCUGCUGGUUUGUACUCUGAACUCUUCACUCUGCUCAUCUCCCUCAUCAACAGAGCUCUGAAGUCCUCUCAGCACUCUCUGUGCUCUGUGCUGAUUGUGGACACUCCAGGUUUUCAGAAUCCUCGGCAGGUUAAGAGUGAGAGAGGAGCCACGUUUGAGGAGCUCUGCCACAAUUACGCUCAGGAGCGUCUGCAGGCCCUUUUCCACGAGCGCACGUUUGUUCAGGAGCUGGAGCGUUACAAGGAGGAAAACAUAGAGCUUGCCUUAGAUGACAUCGAGCCCAGCACUUCACUCUCCAUUGCUGCUGUAGACCAAGCCUCCAGUCAAGCUUUGGUACGAACCCCAGCGAGGACAGAUGAGGCGAGGGGGCUGCUCUGGCUAAUGGAGGAGGAGGCACUGCAGCCAGGAGGAUCAGAGGACACACUGCUGGAGAGACUCUUUGGCUACUAUGGGCCUGCAGAGGGAGAGAGCAAAGGUCACACAUUGCUGUUAAAGAGUGAGCGACCACAGCACUUUCUGCUUGGCCACGGCCAUGAGACGGACUGGGUGGAGUACGACGCACGUGGUUGGCUGAAUUAUGCCAAGCAAAAUCCCGCCUCCCAGAACGCAGCCAGUCUGCUGCAGAAUUCCCAGAAGAAGAAUAUCAGCGCUUUGUUCGUUGGUCGUUCUGGUAGCGCGACGGUGCUGUCGGGCUCCAUCGCUGGCCUGGAGGGCGGCUCUCAGCUCGCCCUGCGCCGGGCCACCAGCAUGAGGAAAACCUUCACCACCGGCAUGGCUGCUGUGAAGAAGAAGUCUCUCUGUAUCCAGAUCAAACUGCAAGUGGAUGCAAUACUUGACACUGUCCGGAGGUCCAGGGUUCACUUUGUCCACUGCCUGCUGCCCCUGGCGGAUGCACCACAAGCAGGCUCUCCUGAAGCUCAGAGCGAGAGCUGUGACCCCGGCCUGAUGCAGCUCGACGUGGCCUUACUGAGGGCCCAGCUCCGUGGCUCUAAGCUGCUGGAUGCCCUCCGCAUCUACAGACAAGGUUAUCCUGACCACAUGGUCUUCUCCGAGUUCCGCCGCCGCUUCGACGUCCUGGCUCCUCACCUGACCAAAAAGCUUGGCCGCAACUACAUCGUAAAGGAUGAGAAGAGGGCCGUAGAAGAGCUGCUGGAAUCUCUGGACCUGGAGAAGAGCAGCUAUCAUAUGGGCCUCAGCAGGGUGUUCUUCAGAGCGGGGACUUUGGCUAAACUCGAGGAGCAGAGGGAUGAGCAGACCAGACGAAACAUCACGCUGUUCCAGGCCGCCUGCAGGGGAUACCUGUCCCGCCAGGCCUUCAAGAAGAGAAAGGUGCAGGACCUGGCCAUCCGCUGCAUCCAGAAGAACAUCAAGAAGAACCGGGGCGUGAAGGGCUGGCCCUGGUGGAAGCUCUUCACCAAUGUGCGUCCUCUCGUCGAAGUGCAGCUGACUGAGGAGCAGAUCCGAGGCAAAGAUGAGGAGAUCCAGAAUCUGAGAAUGAAGCUCGAGAAGGUAGAGAAGGAGAGGAACGAGCUCAGGCUGAACACAGAUCGGCUGGAGAGCAGGAUCACAGAGCUGUCGACGGAGCUCACGGAUGAGAGGAACACCGGAGAGUCCGCGUCCCAGCUGCUGGAGACCGAGACGGCAGAGAGACUGCGCCUGGAGAAGGACAUGAAGGAGCUGCAGGCAAAGUUUGAUGCGAUGAAAAAGCAGAUGGAGUCUAUGGAGAUGGAAGUGAUGGAGGCGCGGCUCAUCAGGGCGUCGGAGCUCAACGGAGAGAUGGAUGACGACGAUGAUGAAGCUGGAGGUGAAUGGAAGCUGAAGUACGACAGAGCUAUCAGAGAAUCAGAGUUCACUAAGAAGCGAUUACAGCAGGAGUUUGAUGACAAGUUGGAGACAGAGCAGCAGAACAAGAGGCAUCUAGAGAGAAAACUAACUGACCUACAGGCGGAUUAUGAGGAGAGCCAGCGCUCUCUGCAGCAGGCAAAAAAGAAGAGUCAGAGACUCAUGGCUGAGCUCCAGGAUACCAAGCUGCACCUGGAAGGACAGCAGAGCCGCAACCACGAGCUGGAGAAGAAACAGAGGAAGUUUGAUCUGGAGCAGAACCAGGCUCAGGAUGAAGUGCAGAGAGAGAGGAUUCAGCGGGAGAAGCUGUCCAGAGAGAGAGACGUGCUGACCGGAGAAGUGUUUACAGUCAGACAGCAGCUGCAGGAUAAGGAGGUAGAGCUCUGUGGGCUGAACGUGAAGCUGGAGCAGCUGGAGGCGGAGCUCCAGGAUCUUUCCUCUCAGGAGUCAAAGGACGAGGCCUCGCUGGCCAAACUCAAGAAACAGCUCCGCGACCUGGAAGCGAAGGUCAAAGAUCAGGAAGAGGAGCUGGAUGAACAGGCUGGAACCAUCCAAAUGCUGGAGCAGGCCAAGUUGCGUCUCGAGAUGGAGAUGGAGAGGCUGAGGCAGACGCACUCGAAAGAGAUUGAGAGCAAGGAUGAAGAGGUGGAAGAGAUCAGACAGUCCUGCAGUAAGAAGCUGAAGCAGAUGGAAGUACAGUUGGAGGAGGAGUACGAUGAUAAGCAGAGGGUUCUGAGAGAGAAGAGAGAUCUGGAGAAUAAACUGCUCAGUGCUCAGGAACAGGUGAGCCAAAGGGACGUGGAGACGGAGAGGCGUCUAAAGAAAGAUCUCAAGCGCACCAAGGUCCUGCUGGCUGAUGCCCAGGUCAUGCUGGAUCAUUUGAAGAACAAUGCGCCAAGCAAGAGGGAGAUAACUCAACUGAAGAACCAGCUGGAGGAGUCAGAGUUCACCUCUGCAGCUGCCGUGAAAGCUCGCAAGUCAAUGGAGCUGGAGAUUGAGGACCUGCACAUCCAGAUGGAGGACAUAUCCAAGGCCAAGAUGUCUCUGGAGGAGCAGGUGAGCCGGCUGCAGAGAGAGAAGAACGACCUGCAGUCUCGUCUGGAGGAGGACCAAGAGGACAUGAACGAGCUGAUGAAGAAGCACAAGGCAGCUGUGGCACAGUCUGCGAGAGACCUGGCCCAGAUCAGUGACCUGCAAGCUCAGUUGGAGGAGGCUGCAAAGGAGAAGCAGGAGAUUCAAGAUAAGCUCCAGUCUCUGCAGAGCCAGCUUGAGUUCCAGGAGCAGUCCAUGGUGGAGAAGUCCCUGGUCAGCCGGCAGGAGGCCAAGAUCCGCGAGCUGGAGACCAAACUGGAGUACGAGAGGACCCAGAUCAAACGCCUGGAGACUCUGGUGGCACGGCUGAAGGAGAACCUGGAGAAGAUGACGGAGGAGAAGGACCAGCGUGUGACCGGUGAGAACCGGGAGAAGGAGCAGAACAAGCGCAUGCAGCGGCAGAUGCGCGACAUCAAGGAGGAAAUGACUGAGCUGGCCAAAAAAGAGGCAGAGGCCAGUCGCAAGAAACAUGAACUGGAAAUGGACAUUGAAAGCCUGGAAGCAGCCAAUCAGAGCCUGCAGGCAGACCUCAAAUUGGCCUUUAAGAGGAUCGGGGAUCUGCAGGCAGCCAUUGAGGAUGAGAUGGAGAGUGACGACAAUGAUGACCUCAUCAACAGUUUACAAGACAUGGUGACAAAGUAUCAGAAAAGGAAGAACAAAACUGGAGAUGACUCAGACCUGGACUCUGAGGUGGAGGACCGCGUGGAUGGGGUGAAAUCAUGGCUCUCGAAGAAUAAGGGCUCCACCAAGACUCUAUCAGACGAGGGCAGCUUGAAGACCCCCAGCCUCAAAUACCCUAACGCAGCUAAUGCUGAUGUCAAAGAGGUAAAAGAAGGGAAAGAGGGUAAGGAAGGGCAGGAAAUGAAAGAAAAAGAUGGCAAAAAUGCAGAGCAGAUCAGGUCAGUGUCUGUAAUGAGCUCCCUCAGCUACAGGAAGCGCUCCAACCUGAAGGACUCCAUCGGAGGCAAGGGGGACGAGAGCUCCCUCUUUAGCGCCCUGAAGGAGCAGCCGGACACCCCGGACCACUCCUCGUUCCGCAAAGCAAAGAACAAAUCUGGCGAGAAGGCUGGAGAUGAUCCAGAUGACCGGGGCUCUGUCAUCUCCCAAGCUUACUCUGAGGCCACAAGCAUGGCCAGGAAAGGUCUUGACAGACGCUGGACCAAGAGCAGCCCAGAUUUUGAUAAAGAAUCCACUGUGUCCUCUGUGGCACCCAGCAGAGCCUCAACGCGCCGUGGCUUGGACCAGGAUGAUGACGCCAAGUCCACCCUGAGCAACUACAGCUUGCGCCGCAGUACCUCAUGGAUGGAUGACAGCCGUAGCGACUUUGGGCCUUUGACCAGUCCUGGCCUGAGUCGGCGCUCAGGAGGACGGAGUCCUGGAAGCAUCAGCCUUACCUCUCGGACGUCGUUGGCCCGCAGUAGCCGGCUAAGUGAGUUUGGUGUGGACUUGGAUGAUGAUGACGAUGCUAUGAGUGUGGCCUUCAGCGAGGGUGGAGUCUCGGCCUAUAGCCCUCGGUCUCUGGGGCGGAGCCUGUCCACCCCUGCCCAGGCUCGCUCUUCCGAAGAUGGCCAGGAAGGCACGGAUAUCAAACCAGUCAGUCACCGGAACUAUCUAGACCCAGAUCUGGAAAAAGCAAUCAAUGAAGUCCUCAGCUUCAAGCCUAUCAAGUUCAAGCGCCGCAGUCUGGAAGACUCGGAUGAAGAGCAAGACAAGGGAGGCGCAGAAGAAGGGAAGGACAACCGAACGGGUGUACGCAGUCUCAGGAGUGCCCUGCAAGAUGAUGAUGACGAUGCUGGUCUAGGCCGAAGCACAUCCAGUCUGCGCCGCUCAGCAUCUGGCUCAGCACUGGACUAUGGCCGCACCUCCAGCAGCUUAAGCUCUCGCAGCCGAAGCAGCAGCCACAAAGCCAAGAAGAAGAAGAAGAAACGAGACUCUGAAUCAGAGAGCUCCUCAGAGGAUGACCGCAGGAAGAGCUCCAGGAAUAAAGGGAAGAAAGGGUCCAGGAAGAGCAGGAAGAAGGAGAGCGAGUCUGAAUCUGAAUCCGAAUCAGAAUCAUCUGAGUCAGAAUCCUCAGAUUCCGAAUCGUCCUCCAGCUCUGGGUCCACCGUCUCCUACCGGAGUUCCAGCAGCAUCAAGAAGGGCUUAGGCAGGGGUGCAAUUGGAUCGGACGGGGAAAGGGGACCAGAUGGUCCUGGGGAGAGACCCCCGAGCAAGAAAGAAGACAAGAGGAAGAAAAAGAAAGUGGACAACCUGAUGAUGAAAUACCUCUACAGGCCUGAUGAUGAUUAAAAACGUGCAGCAGCCCACCUCUCUACAAGAGACACUUGAGCCGAACAGUGGAGGAAACUGCCGAGGAAGAGAAAGAUCUCCAGCAGUCCAGCCAAACUCUCGUUAUCGACGGCAAUGACGAUACCAGGCUUGCGGAGGCCACAGCGUAGAUCUGAACCAUCGCUAACGUGAACCCGUGCACUGGAUUUGAGGAAGAUCUCUCACUCCUUGACGUAGCCUUCUGCUUAUCUCAGACACUCUGGGCUGCUUGCGGCCCUAUUGGACAAAAAUGAACCGUAGUGUACAUGGUUUGUGUUAUUUAAUGAUAGAGCUUUAAAAUAAUGAUGUAGAACUCUGCAUUGAAACCAUUGCCUCUUAAAGUGUUCUUUACACUAUGAACUUCUCAUCAUCCAUCAGUGAUGAGACUAGUUGAUCACUGCUGGCUUCCAAAUCCCAAAAUCCCCAUCCAUCUUUCUGAUCUUCCACUGCAUCUUAAAUAGGCAGUAUUGCUAAUGUGAGACUGUUUUAGGAAGAUUAUUCAACCUGUUUAACCCAUUUCUUUACAUUGUAACUUAUUUGAAUUAAUGGUAACACUUUCUAUGAAUGUCACCUUUGUAAGC
This is a messenger RNA of Colossoma macropomum (tambaqui), 8421 nucleotides long. RefSeq names its product myosin XVIIIAa (gene myo18aa). Lineage: Eukaryota; Metazoa; Chordata; Actinopteri; Characiformes; Serrasalmidae. The record is from RefSeq and is a predicted model, not a curated record. Gene Ontology annotation, cellular component: myosin complex. Gene Ontology annotation, molecular function: ATP binding; cytoskeletal motor activity; protein binding.